ACAUUUUGUUCAUUAACAAAUUCAACAGUAAUCAAUGCACAAAGAGUUUUUGAUGCUACAGAAUGGAUUACAACUAUAACACCAUCUCAUCGAAUAUUUAAUAAUCGUGCAUAUACACGUAUUCAAUGUCCUUGUUUACGUAUCUCAAUUCCUUAUCAAACAUUAAUAACAAUUAAAUUUGAUUUACAUCAAAUAUGUCAAAGUGAUUUUGUAUCGUUAUCAUGGCUUGAUUUAAAAUUUAGUGAUGGUAAUUGGUCAAUUUAUGAUCAACGUGAUU
Molecule: messenger RNA, 277 nt
Organism: Rotaria sp. Silwood2
Lineage: Eukaryota; Metazoa; Rotifera; Eurotatoria; Philodinida; Philodinidae
Source: the annotation of a GenBank genome assembly